Molecule: messenger RNA, 698 nt
Organism: Musa acuminata AAA Group (dessert banana)
Lineage: Eukaryota; Viridiplantae; Streptophyta; Magnoliopsida; Zingiberales; Musaceae
Exons: 2
Coding region: 23-595 (190 amino acids)
Source: RefSeq, a predicted model, not a curated record
GUGAACGACGAACCGAAGGCAAAUGGAUAGUGGUCCUCGUCUCGCGACGCAGCGAUCUUGUGCCUGCCUGCCUCUCAACGUCGGCGACUGGUGCGGCAGCCGGCGGAGGACCGCCGGGUUCGCCCGGAUGCCGGACGGCGAAUACGACGACGAGUGUGCUCCACUCGCGCGCCAUUCGGCCCGGUCCUCCGCCACGAGGCUGCGGGGGCUGUGGCGGCGGAUCAUGAAGGAGAAGAGGAGGAUCUUUAACCCGGCGUCUCCGGCGCCGAUGGCUUACGAUCCACACACCUAUGCGCAGAACUUUGACGAAGGGUCGGCGUUGGCGGAGCCGGAGGACUUGUCCCGGUCCUUCUCCGCCAGGUUCGCCGUCCCCUCGAGAGUGCUGCAGAGAAUAAGGCUCCCCAUGACAUCCGGGAGAUGGGUCAACUCUCCAGUUGGAAUUGUCGCAAUGACCCGCUUGGCCAAUUGCCUGAAUCCAAAGGUGGCGGAUCCCAUGUCGACGGCACGGGGUCUACCGCUCUCGAGAGGGAAGACUUACCACCAGCUUUGGGUGAUUACUAAUCAUCGUCUUACUUCUCUCAUGGAAUCUCAUUAGCCAUCAAAUAUGAUGGUUCUUUUAAUACCUCUUCAAGCAUUAUUAAAUAGUGAGGCAUCAUGGAUAUAUACCUCUUAAAGCAAUUUUUGCUUUCCACGUUGAA